Rhinolophus ferrumequinum (greater horseshoe bat) is the source of this 4482-nucleotide messenger RNA. It is a transcript of the gene SLC24A1, whose product is annotated as solute carrier family 24 member 1. Gene Ontology annotation, cellular component: membrane. The transcript is spliced from 9 exons. Gene Ontology annotation, molecular function: calcium channel activity; calcium, potassium:sodium antiporter activity. NCBI's taxonomy places the organism in Eukaryota, Metazoa, Chordata, Mammalia, Chiroptera, Rhinolophidae. Gene Ontology annotation, biological process: intracellular calcium ion homeostasis; calcium ion transmembrane transport; long-term synaptic potentiation. The record is from RefSeq and is a predicted model, not a curated record. Bases 1 to 3219 code for a protein of 1072 amino acids.
AUGGGGAAAUGGGACAGGAUGGGGGUGCAGGAAAGGCGGUCAGUCCGGCUCAAACGGCUUCGCUGGAGUCGCUUCCUCUUCCUACUGGGCAUGUUGGUCAUUGGUUCCACCUAUCAGCACCUGAGGAGCCCCCAGGGCCUCCCCUCACUCUGGGCAGCAGUCUCUUCCCAACACCCUGUAAAACUGGCCAGUCGGGACCUUCCCAACGAGGAGAUGAUGAUGGUGAGCAGUGACCCUCCAAAAGCGAGCCCUGAAGUGGAGGGUGAGACCUUGGCGCCCCAAACCACAGUGGGCAGGGAUGAAGCAAUGCGCAGCAUAACGAUGAAGAACAUCCCCAAUUCACCCAGAACAACAGCCAACCUCUCUCCAACAAUACCUCAAAAUAACUAUAGCCCAACAGCAGCAGGCACAGAAAGAGUGAAGGAAAAUAUCCCAACCACAGCUAGUGGAGUACUGAAUCACUACAUCCCAACUUCAAGCAGAUCAAUGAUAGAGAAUUAUACCCCAACAACAUCCAGGGGAGAAACGAAGAGCUACCAUCCAACUCAAGCCAGGGGAAAGGUGAAGAAAUUCACCCCCUCCCCACUUGGUAGCAUAGUAAACAGUUAUGUCCCAGCCACACUCUUGACACUGAUAAGGAGCCAUGGGAUCACCCCCAGAACAACAGUGAGAGAUAGUGAAACUAUGGCAACCUACAAAAUAUUGGAGACCAACCCCUCCAAGGGAAUAGUGGAAGAAACCACCCCAACUACUCUCAAGGAAAUAAUUGAUAACACCCCAACUUUCCCGAUAAAUGAUGCAGAAACAAACAUCGUGACUUCUCCAAGUAGGGUGGAAAAGAACACCCUGACUACACCCAGAAGAGUGGACAAUAACAGCUCCACCAACCCCUGGGGGUUCGUGGGAAAGAACAACCUGACUACUCCCCAGGGAACAGUCCUGGAGCCCACUGCCGCUGUCUCUAAGGGGCAAGUGACGAUUAGCACCAUGGCAGGCAGCAGCCCAGCAGAAACCAAAGCUUCUGCUGCUGCCUGGAAGGUUAGAAACCCCUCAUCCAGAACGAGUGCACCAACCCCUGGAAUAUUCUUCGCCACCUUUUGGGAGCUGGCGAAGAAACCACCCCCAGCCCCCAGCACCUCAGCAGCCCCCAACGUCAGGGUAAAUCCGACCACCCAGGUCCGCCAGUGUGUGGCUGUGGAGCCAGCCCCCGCUGUGCCCACCACCCCCACCCCUCGCCCGACGACGGCCCUGCUCCCAGAGGCGCCCAGCCCCAGUCCCUCAGCACUGCCCCCCAGCUGGCCGGACCACCACCCCAAGGCAGAGUACCCCCCAGACCUGUUCAGCGUGGAGGAGCGGCGGCAGGGCUGGGUGGUCCUGCACGUCUUUGGCAUGAUGUACGUGUUUGUGGCCUUGGCCAUCGUGUGUGACGAGUACUUUGUCCCAGCCCUGGGUGUCAUCACAGACAAGCUGCAGAUCUCUGAGGAUGUGGCAGGAGCCACAUUCAUGGCCGCCGGAGGCUCUGCCCCGGAGCUCUUCACCUCCCUCAUCGGCGUCUUCAUCUCCCACAGCAACGUGGGCAUCGGCACCAUUGUGGGCUCUGCUGUGUUCAACGUCCUCUUUGUCAUCGGCACCUGUGCCCUCUUCUCCCGGGAGAUCCUCAGCCUCACCUGGUGGCCCUUGUUCCGCGACGUCUCCUUCUACAUCGUUGACCUGCUGCUGCUCAUCCUCUUCUUCCUGGACAGCCUUGUCCUCUGGUGGGAGAGCCUGCUGCUGCUGCUGGCCUAUGCCUUGUAUGUGCUCACCAUGAAGUGGAACAAGAAGCUCGAGCUCUGGCUGAAGGAGCAGCUCAGCAGGAGGCCGGUGGCCAAGGUCAUGGCUCUGGGGGAUCUCACCCAGCCAGGUGAUGGGUCUGUUGCGGUGGAUGAGCUACAGGAUGACGAGAAGCUGAAGCUCCCGGCCGUGCUGACCCGAGGGAGGAGCUCGGCCUCUCUGCACAACAGCACUGUCCGCAGCACCGUUUACCGGCUCCUGCUUCACAGCCUGCACCCCAUGGGGGAAGUACACUCCUCCAAGAACGAGGAGGAGGAAAGCUUGAAUCAGGAGGGCAAAGCCAACCCUCAGGCCAAAGCAGAGAGCAAACCAGAAGAGGAAGAGCCAGCCAAACUCCCUGCGGCCACGGUCACAGCAGCCCCUGCUCCAGACGUCCAGGGGGAUCAGGAGGAGGACCCUGGCGGUCAGGAAGGACAUGUGGCUGGAGGGGGGAGCACAGGAGAAAUGACAGGUGAAGAGCUUGAAGCUCCUGGUGAAGGUGCAAAUGGACAGCAGCUGGGAGGUGAAACCCAACUAGAAGGUGAAGGUGAAAUUGAAGCAGAAAGAAAAGGAAAUGAUGACAGUGAAGGUGAACUCCAAGCAGAAGAUGGUGAAAUGAAAGGUGAUGAAGGUGAAACUGAACAGCAGGAAUUCAGUGCUGAAAAUCCAGGUGAAGCCGAAAGUGAUGAGAAAGGUACAGACGGUGAAGAGGGAAGUGAUGGAGGUGAUGGUGAAGAUGAGGAUGAUGAUGAGGAGGAGGACGACGAGGAGGAGGAGGAGGAAGAAAACGAGGAGCCUUUGUCCCUGGAGUGGCCUGGGACCAGGCAGAAGCAGGCCAUUUACCUCUUCCUCCUACCCAUUGCGUUUCCGCUGUGGCUGACUGUGCCUGAUGUCCGGAGGCUGGAGUCUAGGAAGUUUUUCGUUGUCACUUUCCUGGGAUCCAUCACGUGGAUAGCCAUGUUCUCAUACCUCAUGGUGUGGUGGGCUCACCAGGUUGGUGAAACAAUAGGGAUUUCUGAAGAGAUUAUGGGUUUGACAAUCCUAGCAGCAGGCACAUCAAUUCCUGACCUCAUUACCAGUGUGAUUGUCGCUCGGAAAGGCUUGGGAGACAUGGCCGUGUCAAGCUCUGUGGGCAGUAACAUAUUUGAUAUCACCGUGGGCCUACCUGUUCCUUGGUUGCUUUUCUCUCUCAUCAACGGACUACAGCCUGUUCCUGUCAGCAGCAACGGCUUGUUUUGUGCAAUCGUCUUGCUUUUUCUCAUGCUCCUGUUUGUGAUCUCUUCAAUUGCAUCAUGCAAAUGGAGAAUGAACAAGAUCCUGGGCUUCACAAUGUUCCUCCUUUACUUUGUAUUCCUGAUAAUCAGUGUGAUGUUAGAAGAUCGAAUUAUAUCCUGUCCUGUAUCUGUCUGAGUCAUUCACUCUUGCUCAAAAUGGACAUAGAUCAGAAAACCAUGUCAGAAGUUGUUGUACUUCUUGUCACUUUCAUGAAACAAUGAGCAUGAUCCAGGAGCAUGAACUGAGAGGCUGAGAUGCGCUGAUGUGUGACAUAGGGUGAAGUUGAUCGUUAGGAACACCUGCAGCUCACUGUGGAUUAGACUCUCACCUCUGAAGGCGGGACUUCCUCACCUGACUGAUGCAGACAGCUAUCACAUGGAGACCAGCACAAGGACCCGAGUCUGAGGGUUUUCCACAUGAGAAUUGGGGGUGAGGAUUGGGACACGCACAGUAGCCAUAAGACAAGCUCCCCUGCUCACAGUCCCGAGCCCAGGAAGGACGUGUGGUCUGUAUCUGACCCUUGUGGCCCCUGCCCCAAACACAGCCUGCAAUUUGCUGUCUCUUCUUUUUCUGCUCAAAACAUGAGGUUCUAGCAGGUUCGUAAUCAUUACUGAUUCAGCUACUGGUAUAUUUAAGGAGCUAAGGCUACAGGAAAAAAACGAAGUAUAACAGGAAUCAAUUAUCAUUAGUGAAAUGUGUAUCAAUAUUUUAUAGCUUAAAAGGAGGAUAUUAGUUCUUGUUGCAUUUCUGAAAAUUGAAAUUAAAAUAAGUAGCCCAAGAAAUUAAAAUGAUAAAUUGCCCUUGAAUUGCAAGGCAUGGAUAUUAGGGGCUAUUUACAAAUACGGACUUAUUAGAAAAUCCAAGUCACUGCUGCCUCCAUCCUGUGGUCACCCUGAGGGAUCAGACCUUUAAACAGAGCUGUGCUGGCUCUGCCCCUCCAGCAGAUGCUCACUCAGCAGUGACAGCUGCACCUAAUGAGUGAGGAGAGAAGCCAUUUUCAAGUUCAAAGUCAGUAGAGCCAAGUCUGGUUCAUGAAGUAAGAGAUCCAGUGGGGCACUGCUACAGUUUUGUAUGUUAAACUAGAUAGGAUUAUAAAACAAGAAGAUUGAUUUCUUGUGUGGCUUACAAGUGGAUGUUAAGGCAAUUACAAAGGAGAAAUUCUAAAAAUGAUUAGCACGAUGGCAACAUCGUGUAAGAAAAAAAGGAUUAGUAUUUCCAAGGUAGCCCAUGUAAAGGACUCUUGCGUUUUUAAAAAUUAUGUGGUCAUUUAAACAUUUCAUGUGGAAUUUGAAGUGCUUGUAUAGUAAAUACCACUGCUGGCUGUUUUUACUACCAUGUUUCCCCAAAAAUAAGACUGGGUCUUAUACCGUAUUUCCCCGAAAAUAAGACCGGGUCUUA